AUGGAGAUGAAGAUGGCCGUCGGCGCGGCCAACUGGCUCGUCGGCAAGGUGCUGACCAAGCUGUCCGACGAGCUGGUGUCCGCCUACAUGGACAGCUCCGAGCUCGGCAGCAACUUCCUGAACGCCAAGCACCAGCUGCAGUACACCCAGGGGCUGCUGUCCGCGUCCGUGGGCAGGGACGUGAGCGACGACCCCGGCCUGCACGGACUGCUGGGGGAACUGAGCAACAAGGCCGACGAGGCCGAGGACGUGCUCGAUGAGCUCCACUACUUCAUGAUCCAGGACGAGAUCGAUGGCACCAAGGAGGCUGCUGUGGAGGUGGGCGGCGGCAUCAAGGGUCACUCCAUCCAUGGACGCCAUGUUGCUCGCUACACCCUCGGCAACUGCCUUCCAUGCUUUUCAUCUCCGCGCACUCUAGGUGAUGAUCAUCCUCCUGCCGUUGCUGCUGCGGAGGUGGGCAGCAGCAGCCAUGUUUCUCGCUACACCCUCGGUAGCUGCAUUCCAUGCUUCUCAUCUCCGCGCACUCAAGGUGAUGAUCCUCCUCCUGCGGCUUCUGCUGCGGAGGUGGGCGGCCGCAGUCAUGUUUCUCACUACACCCUCGGUAGCUGCCUCCCGUGCUUCUCAUCUCCGCGCACUCAAGGUGACGAUCCUCCUGCAGUUUCUGAUGCUGCUGCCACCAGUAAGCCACAUAGUGAAGACAUGUCCAGUACCAACAGUGAUAUGAUGAUGAUGAUGAUGAUGAUGAGUACUGAUGAUGAUGAUGAUGAUGAUGAUGUUGAUGACGAUGUUGAUAUUAAGUUGCCAUUUAACAGAGUAGCCAUGUCCAAGAAAAUCAAGUCUGUCAUAGAGGAGAUGAACUCCAUCUGCCAGCUUGUCUCUGACCUGCUCAAAACUGCAAGCACAAAUGUCACGAUUGAAAGGCCUCCAACUGGUUCAGUAGUUCCACGAGAUAGAAAACUGUAUGGAAGGAGUGACAUUUUUGAGCAAACUGUAAAUUCACUCACCAAUGGCACAUUUCGUGAUAAAACCCACACUGUCCUGCCUUUCAUUGGCCCCGGGGGCAUCGGAAAGACAACCUUCACACAGCACCUGUACAAUGAUGAAAGAAUCAAGGGUCACUUCCCCGUCAGGGUCUGGGUGUGUGUCUCAACUAAUUUCGAUGUGAUUAGGCUCACCAGGGAGAUACUUGGCUGCAUACCUGCAACAGCUAACACAAGCACAACUGAACCAACAAACUUAGACCAACUUCAGAAAGCCAUUGCAGAGAGACUGGACUCCAGAAGGUUCUUAAUUGUGUUGGAUGAUAUGUGGACUUGCAAGAGUGCGCGUGAUUGGGAAAACCUAUUAGCCCCAUUCACAAUUGGGGAAACCAAGGGCAACAUGGUUCUUGUCACAACUCGAUUGCCAUCUGUAGCACACAUGGUCAAAACAACUGAUCCGGUACAAGUGCAUGGUUUAGAGCCUGAUGACUUCUUUGCACUGUUUGAAGCAUGUAUAUUUGGUCACAACAAACCCAGGCUUUAUGAUGAUGACUUAGUUAAUGUUGCAAGAGAUAUUGCAAAGAAACUCAAGGGUUCACCAUUGGCAGCAAAUACAGUUGGUCGGUUGUUGAAGAAAAACAUCUCUUGGGAAUAUUGGAUGGGAAUUCUUGAAAAUAAUGAAUGGCAAAGUGCAAAAAAUGAUGAUGAUAUUUUGCCAUCUCUGCAAAUCAGCUAUAAUUACCUUCCUUUCCAUCUGCAGAAAUGUUUUUUUUAUUGUGCCCUCUUCCCAGAGGAUUACAAGUUUUAUGAUUUGGAAAAAAUAACUAAUUUCUGGAUGGCAAUGGGUAUUGUAGACUCAAAUUGCCAAAAUGACAAGAAUUACUUAGACGAACUAGUGGACAAUGGUUUUCUCAUUAAGGAUAGUGAUGCUGAUGGUGAAUACUAUGUGAUGCAUGAUUUAUUGCAUGAACUAUCUCGGAAUGUUUCAUCACAAGAGUGUCUAAAUAUAAGUAGUUUAAGUUUCAGAGUCAACGGCAUCCCACAAUCUAUUCGGCACUUAUCAAUCACCGUAGAAGACUAUUAUGAUGAAAGUUUUGGUCAAGAAAUAUGUAAACUGGAGAGUCUUAUAGACAUUGGAAAUUUGCGGACUUUGAUGGUUUUUGGAUCACAUCAUUCAGAAAUAUGUGAUUUUCUGGGACGUGCAUUUGAAGGAAUAAAGAGUCUCCGGGUUCUAUUUAUACCUAGCUUUCCAAAAGAUUUGCCAAAGAGCUUUUCACAUCUUAUCCACCUCCAAUACCUUAAACUCAUGCCACCUUCUGAUGAGGACCAUUGGAGAUAUCCACCUGGAAAAUUACCAAGAUUUUACCACUUGAAAUUCUUGGACAUCUAUGGUUGGCGGCACCCUUUUAUAAUUUCCCCUAAAAUCAUUAGCCGCCUUGUAAGUUUGCGCCAUAUCUAUACUUCCACAGAAUUCCGUUCUCUUAUCCCUGAGAUCGGAAAGAUGAAGUGGUUACAGGAGCUAAGACAAUUUCGUGUUAAGAGGGAAAGUGUUGGGUUUGAACUGAGCCAGCUGGGGGAAUUGACAGAGCUUGGGCAGCUUGUUAUAUGUAAUCUUGAAACCGUGGCAUCCAAAAAAGAAGCUGAUGAUGCUAAAUUGAAGGAUAAAAGAAAUCUGAAAGAAUUGGAAUUAGUUUGGGGUGCAGAUGGUGAUGUUACAGAUGGUGAUGUUCUUGAGGGUCUUCAACCACCCCCUAAUCUUAGAGGGCUUGGCAUUAGAAAUUAUGGUUUUGCCGCUGGUCCUAGCUGGUUGUGCAGUGACAUUAGCAUAAAAAGGCUGGAGUCUCUACAUCUGGAGGGUAUAUCGUGGGACACUCUUCCACCUUUUGAGCAGCUACCACACCUCACCAACCUCAAACUGGGGAAUAUUGCUGGGAUGCGUGUGUUUGGGCCUGGAUUUGUUGGUCUUACAGAGAGAAGUUUUAUGCACCUGAAGACAGUUCAGAUUAUGGAUAUGCCAGAACUUGAGGAAUGGGUUGGGGGACCCAAUAGCCCUUCGUUUUCAAGGCUUGAAAGCAUUAAUUGCUGGUGUUGCCCCCUUCUGUUCUCGUUUUCCUUCUUGGAGUGUUGUACCAACCUCUGUCAACUUUGUGUUGCUAAUUGCCCAAAUUUGUCACAGUUGCCCCCUCUGCCUCAUACUUCUACACUGACAGAGUUUUCUGUGAACAAAGAGAUAUUCAGUGGCUUGGCGUAUGAUGGAAAGCGGUUGUCUGCUGAGCACUAUGAGGGUGCGUUGGCCUUGCAUCAUAUGGAUAAAGUAGAGUCUAUAGAAAUUCGUUGCUCACCACAAGUUUCAUUGUCAGUGUCGGACCUCCAAAAGAUGAAGUCCCUGAGAGAACUAACUGCCAUAUGUUGCGCCAGCAUAUUCAAUCCAGUCGUCGUCGAGGAAUUGGCAGCCCAUGACAAGUCUUUGGACGAAGAAAAUAUCUCUGUAGCGACAGAUCUGAUCCCAGAGGUGGCAAUGAGCAAAUCUUUGCACCCAGAUUCAUUCAAACUGGAAGAAAUGACGGUGGAUAACAUCUCGGAAGUGCUUACUGCUCCCAUUUGCAGACGCCUUGCCGCUACCCUUCACACAUUAGCGUUCUGUAAUGAUGAGGUGACUGAAACCUUCACGGAAGAGCAAGAGCAAGCGCUUUAUCUUCUCACCUCCCUCCAAAGCCUAGAAUUUUCAAGGUGCAAACUGCAGUCUCUCGGCUAUAUGGCCUUUCUUCUCUCAAGGAAUUGA
Messenger RNA from Triticum turgidum subsp. durum (durum wheat), 3762 nucleotides. NCBI's taxonomy places the organism in Eukaryota, Viridiplantae, Streptophyta, Magnoliopsida, Poales, Poaceae. The record is from the annotation of a GenBank genome assembly.